UGCUCGAAAGAUGGAGCACCAAGUCCACUAACAGAUCAGGUUUACACAAGUUGAUCUUAAAAUUGUUACACAAUGGCAGUUUCUAUUAUAAAAAGAUUAAAUUCUGCUUUUCAAAAAAUUGAACAAGCAUUAAAAAUAAUAUUUAAUAACAGAUUUCCUCCAGAAGCAUUAUGUGCAAUAGAUUAUAAUGGUAGUUUAAAUGUUCCAUCACCUGUAAACAAAGAUGGUCGAUUUUCUCUCAAAGACAUUAUUGAAAAUGGUAUUUUAUGGGGAGUUCCAACGUGUAGACGUACCAUUGAAAAACGUUUGAGUAGAAAAUUUGGAUAUCCUGAAUAUAAAUGGAAGCCACCUGUUCCAAAAACUAAUCUUUUAAUGUGUCCUAAUUGUGGUAAUUACCACGAGGCUAAACUUUUAUGUGCACAUUGCUAUGAAAAAGUAAAAAUAGAAACUAAAGAAAUGCAAGAUGCUAUUCAAGAAAAAUUAGGAUUAGAUCCCGUUGAAGAAAAUGUUAUUGUUAUUUAUGAAGGAGAAAAAGAAGGCAAGACAGAUGACUUCUGGAAGAACCAAAGAGUAGUAGAGAUGCCAAAGAAACGACCUGAGUGGUUUCAUGAAAAUCUUCUCGAAUCAUCCACGGUUCAACCUUCUGAUAGUAAGGAUAUAAAACCUCCAGAACUUGCUUAAGAAAAAGUCUAAGUAUUUGAAAUAAAAGUUAUUUAAACAUCUA
Molecule: messenger RNA, 724 nt
Organism: Polistes dominula (European paper wasp)
Lineage: Eukaryota; Metazoa; Arthropoda; Insecta; Hymenoptera; Vespidae
Gene: mRpL32
Product: mitochondrial ribosomal protein L32
Biological process (GO): translation
Cellular component (GO): mitochondrial large ribosomal subunit
Molecular function (GO): structural constituent of ribosome
Source: RefSeq, a predicted model, not a curated record